Schistosoma rodhaini is the source of this 1088-nucleotide messenger RNA. Lineage: Eukaryota; Metazoa; Platyhelminthes; Trematoda; Strigeidida; Schistosomatidae. The record is from the annotation of a GenBank genome assembly.
AUGUCGGAAAUAAAAAACUUUACACGAUCAUUAUUAUUAUACAAUCGAACAUUCUCUAUGAUAAAAAAUAAUAUUCAUGAUUCCGAUAUUAUAAUGCUAAAUCAUUGGACUAAAUAUACACAACCAGAUCCUAUUUAUAAUUAUAUAGUUGCAAUAUUUGUUGCAUUAAUUGGAAUAUUUGGAACAAUAACAAAUUUAUUAGUAAUAUUUGUUUUUUUAACACCAAAAUCAUCAAUUAGUCUACAAUGUGCUUUGAUUAUUAAUCUGGCCAUUUCUGAUUUUGGAUUUUCAGCAGUGAUUGGUUUUCCUUUAAAGACAAUUGCUGCUUUCAAUCAAUACUGGCCAUGGGGAAGCGUAGCUUGCCAAUUAUAUGGAUUUAUAAGUGCUACAUUUGGAUUUUUAUCUUUAACGACUAUCGCUGCAAUUUCAUUUGACCGUUAUUUGGUCAUAGUUAAAGACCAUAAAACUACAAAUUUUCGGGUCAUCUGUACUGUUAUAGGAUUUUUAUGGAUAUGGUCAAUAAUAUGGACUAUUCCUCCAUUCUUUGGUUUUGGACGUUAUGUUCUUGAAGGAUAUCAAACGUCGUGUACAUUCGAUUAUAUUUCGAAUGAUAUGCCUAGUCUUUUAUUCAGCGGUGGAAUGUAUAUAUUUGGAUUUAUGUUUCCAGUGCUUUUAUCCAUAUAUUGUUAUGCUAAUCUACUUAGAAUUGUUCGCAACAAUGAAAAAAUAGUAUUAAUAUCUUUAUCUAAUGAUGGUGCAUCGAAACAACAUAAAUCCGUACGAAACAGAAAGCGUUUGGAUAUUGAAGCUACCAAAUCAGUUAUCCUUUCUCUCUUAUUUUAUUUAAUGUCAUGGACACCAUACGCCAUGGUCUGUCUCAUAUCAAUUCUGGGUCAACCAUAUUUUUUAACACCAACAAUAGCUGAAAUGCCUCAUAUAUUUGCCAAAAUGGCAGCUAUCUAUAAUCCAAUUCUAUAUGCAUUCACAAAUCGAAAAUUCAAGAACGCUUUGGGAAUACGAAAAACUAGCAGCGUAAUCAUGCAACAACAAAGAUUACUGUCAAAAGGACAAUUAAAACCACCGGUUAG